Cryptomeria japonica (Japanese cedar) is the source of this 1323-nucleotide messenger RNA. RefSeq lists its product as uncharacterized. Bases 181 to 657 code for a protein of 158 amino acids. The record is from RefSeq and is a predicted model, not a curated record. The transcript is spliced from 3 exons. NCBI's taxonomy places the organism in Eukaryota, Viridiplantae, Streptophyta, Pinopsida, Cupressales, Cupressaceae.
UAAGAAUCACUACGGUAACAUAUGUAAUGUUGUGCUGCCCUUGGAGAUGCGGAGGUUUUGGCUAAUACCAUUUGAGUUGUUUGUAUCGAGACUCUUCAUUUUGAUAAUCACGUCGUGAAAAUAUAUAAUGUUGUGCCACGGGAGAGGCGGAGGGUGAGGAAAACUCAAUAAUAAUCAGUGAUGGGGAUGAUGUUAUUUCUAACGCAAGAUCUUUGUCUGGUACGACCGCCCACAUGUACUAUUACCCAGACAACCCCACCGUUAUUGAUUUGCUCAACAAUUAGAAUCCGCAAACAGAAGCGUGGCAAUGGCGGAUUGUUAUACAGUGCCAGGCAGAUAAGGGCACAACAAGAUGAUCCUUCUCCUUCCCAGUUUUUAAGGCGAAUCGAGCAAGCUUGGUCGAUUUCUAAGCAACCAAGGCCGGUGCCUUGUUCUUCAUGUGAUGCAAAUGGAUAUGUAGAGUGUAAAUGGUGUAGGGGGACAGGUUUUUUCAUACUAGGAGACAAUAUGCUUUGUGAAGUACCAUCACGGAAUACAACUUGUGUAAUUUGUGCAGGGCAGGGCUCAGUAAGCUGUUCUGAUUGCAAAGGAACGGGAUACAAGGCAAAAUGGCUAGCUCAACCUCCUAUGGAAACAGCUGAAAGUGAACCUACAUGAAAAUCUGUCUGAACUUGAUUAUUAGCAUCAAACAUGUUAGCCAUGUACAGUGGUCCUCAGUUGUGGUAGUACUUGGCAUUGCCAAUUUAAAAUGUGCAGACUUGAAGCGUGCGUCAAAAGCUAAUUAAUCUCACUGGGAUGUUACCAUGCGAAGGGAAGUUGUGUUAUUUUGGGACAAUGGUAGAGCAAUUAUAAGUAAUUUUUUAUUUGAGAACGAUUUGUUUGCAGUUCAUCAAUUUGCAAAAUUCUUCUAGAUCAGACUGCACAGGAAUGUACAUAACUUUGGGGUCUGAACUUAAUUUACCCGUGUGGUCUGAUCUACAUGAAUAUUGCAAAUAUAUGCUACUGCUUAGUGUAUUUAGGGUUUAUAAUGGGCUAGUGAGGUACUGAUCAAGAAACUUUUGACUUUUAGAACACCUACUAUACAGGGUGGUAUGACAAAAUAUUUUGCUUCAGAAGCUGAACUACCAAAAUUACAUUGACUAAUUUAUUGGAUACCAAGAGUCUCGAAUUGUUGGAGGAUAUUAUGUUGGAGUACUCUAGUUUAUACUUUAUUCUACUGUUGUAGAAUAAUGUAUCUUUAGCUGCAAGUUCGGAAAGCAGAGUUUGUAUUUUUAGCAUUGUUUUUAAAUCAGCAAAUGAAUAUAUGGCAAUUUAUAUAUAUCA